Molecule: messenger RNA, 3524 nt
Organism: Platichthys flesus (European flounder)
Lineage: Eukaryota; Metazoa; Chordata; Actinopteri; Pleuronectiformes; Pleuronectidae
Product: sodium-dependent lysophosphatidylcholine symporter 1-B-like
Exons: 14
Coding region: 111-1670 (519 amino acids)
Biological process (GO): carbohydrate transport
Cellular component (GO): membrane
Molecular function (GO): lysophospholipid:sodium symporter activity
Source: RefSeq, a predicted model, not a curated record
AGCGAAAGCAGCGGACACACGUUACUGCGAAGCGGCGGACUGAGCAUCGGACUAAACACCAAAGAAUCAAAUAAAGACGAAGACAUUUCUUCAAAAAUCUUGGAGCCACGAUGGCACGAGGGGAGGGCGCGGAACAGUGCGCAGCGAGUUUAUUAACAGUCAAACCUAUUAAUACAGAAAUCAAGACGACACUGCCAAAGGAGCAGAGGAAUCAGCUCACUGUGCGCAGCAAAAUAUGCUACGCCAUCGGUGGGGCUCCGUACCAGAUCACAGCCAGCGUUCUGGGCUUCUUUCUCCAGAUCUACCUGCUGGAUGUGGCUCAGCUGGAUCCCUUCUAUGCCUCCAUCAUCCUGUUUGUGGGCCGGGCCUGGGACGCCGUCACAGACCCAACUGUGGGUUUCCUGGUGAGCCGGAGUAAAUGGACCAGCAUCGGCCACAUGAUGCCCUGGAUCAUUUUCUCUACACCGUUUGCUGUGUUGACGUACUUCCUGAUCUGGUACGUGCCUCCAUUUGAGCAGGGAAAGUUCUUCUGGUACCUGAUCUUUUACUGUCUCUUCCAAUCAAUGCAAACGUGCUUCCAUGUGCCAUACUCAGCCCUGACCAUGUUCAUCAGCAACAACCAGAAAGAGAGGGAUUCUGCCACUGCCUACCGUAUGAUGGUGGAGGUGCUGGGUACAGUGCUGGGCACGGCGAUCCAGGGGCAGAUUGUGGGUGGCGGCGCAGAUUGUCCCGAUGAGUUCAACGUCACUGAGAGCAGCAACUCGUCCAGACACAACCUGACCACUGUUUUACUGGACCACAAGAAGCAAUCUUACAUGGUGGCCUCAGGAGUCAUCGCCAUCAUAUAUGUCCUCUGUGCUUUCGUCUUGUUUCUGGGUGUGAAGGAGAAAAAGGAGAGCGGCCCUCAAAAAUCCAACCUCCUGACCUUCCGCCAGGGCCUGUGGAUGGUGAUGAGCCACGGACCGUACGUCAAACUGGUCAUCGGCUUCCUCUUCACCUCCCUGGCCUUCAUGCUGCUGGAGGGAAACUUUGCCCUCUUCCUCACCCACGCCCUUGGACACAGGAAAGACUUCCAGAAUAUUCUGCUGGUAAUCAUGGUAUCAGGGACUCUGAGCAUCCCAUGGUGGCAGUGGUUUUUGACCCGUUUUGGGAAGAAGAAAGCAGUUUACUUUGGCAUCACAUGGGCAGUGCCCUUCAUGAUCCUGAUCGUGUGCAUCCAGAGCAGCCUCAUCACAUCUUACCUGAUCUCAUUGGCGGCAGGUGUGAGUGUAGCAGCUGCAUUCCUCAUGCCUUGGUCGAUGCUUCCUGAUGUAGUGGAUGACUUCAAGGUUAAGAACCCACAUGUCCAUGGCCAUGAAGCCCUUUUCUACUCCUUCUAUGUUUUCUUCAUUAAGUUUGCCUCUGGGAUAUCCAUGGGUAUCUCUACCCUAAGUUUGAAAUUUGCCGGCUAUGUAACCGGUAGCUGCUCACAACCAGAGACGGUCAGUCUAACCCUGAAGGUGCUGGUCUCUCCUGUGCCUGUGUGUCUUAUUGUUGUGGGACUGCUCAUAUUGAGGACCUACCCCAUUGAUGAGGAGAGGAGACAAGGCAACCAGAAACUACUGCAGGAAAUCCUAGAUUCUGAAGCCGACUCUGAGUCUGAUUCUUCAGAACUUGGGAGCAGCGUGUAGCAGAAGAGGCCAAGCCACCAACACCACCAACAACAACCAUCACUGGUUUACAUGUUUGCACAGACUGUCCAGGGACCUGACCGACAGACUAAAAGAAGUGACUGCAGACACCACUGCUGCCCAAACAUCAUCAGCAUCCAUAGUCCCCCUCGAGUGGGCCACACAGGGUCACGUGGCCCUCUAGUGGCCAACCCAUUCAGAGGUUCAUUUUUCGUGUGAAUCAAGUAUUUUCUGUUCAAAUGCACCUCCAUUUCACUGCUUUCACUUAAACUAACAAACACACACAAUACUCCACAGCGUGUGUUUUAGUAAGUGUAGAGCCAAAGUCUCAGAUUUAUUUAUGGUUGGAUUUGAGGUUUUCUUUCCUUCUUUAGCUGAAACAAGACACUGGGAUCGGUCCAUAUUUAACACAUAAAAAGGGUUUACCACUGAACUGGAUGGACAAAUGUUACAACUUCAUCACAUUUUCUGUGUGCAUCCUCUAACUAUAGCUCCUAUAAAUGAAGAGCAGAGGCUCAUGAGAGUUCUAGUCAUGUUCUAGCUCGGUCGUGUUUGCCUCAACAAGUUAUUUUCCCAAAGAUGAUCACUUUAUUGUUUAAUGAGAUGUUCCUGGAGCUACGUUACUGACCUCGACCAGUCGUAAGCAGCUCCUUCAUUUCUUAAGGACCUUGCAUUGUGGGAUAGCUGCACUCCUUCUCAACUUUUUGUCUCACCUCUGUGAAUUGGGACACCGCUCGUGAUUUGUGAUGUCGUUUAUUAGGUAUUUAUUGCUGGAUUACAAGAUCAGACCUUCGCUUGUGCAGACUUGAGUUUACUGAGGUCAGCACUAAGAGAGAGGGCUCUGAAAGAAGCAUACAGUAUCAUUUUAUUAUUAAGGGGGUACCAGCUCCAUUCCUCUGAUUCGAGUUGUUUGAAGCCAUUACUAUUUCUACUUUAAUUUGUUUUGAUUUCCUAUAGAUAAUUUAAUUGCAAUUGAAUCUUCUGACGUGGAAACGGCUCCUCGUGACAUGAAAUCCUGUGUGAAGAUAAUCUGAAUCACUGCCUUACACACAAACAUCUUGUAUAAUUGCUCGCCUCAGAUUUUUUGGUUUGUUUUUCUUUUGUGCCACUUGCUAAGGGGUUUCCCACCACACUCAGGUUGUGCUUUAACAGUGCAACUGAUCUCCAUUAGGUUUAAUAGACGUUUCUAAAUGUGCUUUGCAUCGAAGUCAUCUCCAGAAAAUGAAGUCAUUUCAUCGAGCAUAUUCUCACUUCCCAGGCGAAGGUUGAAUGCUUUAUUUAUCUAUUUAUUUAAAGUAUCUAAGGGAUUUAAAAUUGUAUUAUGAAAGCACAUUUGUAUUAUAAUUUAUUAACAGUGGAUGGUUAUUGACGCAAAUGUUAUUUUCAAGUCCUGUGUAUCACAACAUCAAAAUGAUGUUUUGAUUUUUCUUUUUCUGAGAAAAAAAAAAAGUAUCACGAGUUGCCAGGAAGUUGUUAAACAAGCUGCAUUUACAGCAUUAAGACUCAUACUGCAGAAUGAGACCAAGUAUCCUACUGUAAAGGUAUACAGGAGACAUCUGUCCACAUGUGAUUUAACCUAAAAUCAUCCUCUACCCUUACCUGAAAUGAUUAGGUCAUAAAGAUUUCAAAUGCGAAUAUUCUAUUCAAGCACACUCUCCUGGUUUUAGGCCUUUUUAAAUUGCACUAAAUGGAUUGAAGGCUGCACAUGACUUCUGUCCUGUGUUUAUAUAUUCUGCUGUAUGUGUGUAAAUACUUUUUCUAAGUAUGACUGCAAUGAGCACUAAGCAGUGUGAAAUCAGAGAAAAAGAUGUGCUGUAAUUUUUUUUAUUUUAAGUCAGUUAAUAAAGUUUGACA